AUGUGGCAUCUUGUUCAACUCCAAUCAGAAGAUCAUGUUAUUGGCAAUGGUAUCAGCAAGAAGAGCAUCUUCACGGCGCUCGGUCUCCCGGAUAAAAUCGGCGGCGCGGUAAUCGACGCUCUCUUCUCCCGGGGCGCCCGCCUGUGGAACGUCGAGGAGGAGGCCGACAAGCUGCGGCGCACCAAGGAACGCAUCCGCGCCGUGCUCGAGGACGCCGAGCAGCGCCGCUUCGUCGACCACGACUCCGUCAGGCUCUGGCUCCGGGAGCUCAGGGCCGCCGCCUUCGACGUCGACGCCCUGCUCGACAGCCUGGGCACCAUCACGGCCGUGUCCAGGCUAGCGGCGGCCGAGCAGUCGCGGAAGCGGAAGCGGCUCUGGCCCAGCGUCGAGCUCGGCCCGCGGCAGCGGUGGGAGCUGGAUGAGAAGAUCGCCAAGAUCAACGAACGCCUCGACGAGAUCAACAGGGGCAGGAAAAGGUACAGGUUGCAAGCUGGAGACGGGAGUAGGACGGCGGCUCAGCCGAUGCAGCGCCCGCGGUUCCUUGAAUCUGCCGCGCAUCGUGACGAGAGGCCCAUUGGCCGCAACGAAGAGAUGGAGCAGAUUGUCCGUGCUCUGGUUUCUGACAGUGCAGAAAUGGAGGUGAUUUCCAUCUGGGGAACGGCAGGCAUUGGGAAGACAGCACUGGCACAGUCGGUUUACAAAGAUCCUGAGGUACAAAACUUCUUCACUGACAAGAUCUGGGUUUGGUUACCAGAUAGGUGUGAUAUGAGGAAGGCCACCAAAACGAUCAUUGAAGCUGUGACCAGUCAAAAAUGUGAACUUCUAAGCUUGGACAUAUUGCAGCAGCAGCUGCACGACCACCUACAUAAAAAGCACUUCUUGCUGCGAUUUGGAAGCAAGGUUCUGAUCACUACUCAACACGAAAGGGUGUCUAGGAUGAGUUCCCCCAUUCUAAACAUCCAUUUGGAGCGCUUGGAAGAUGAAGAAUGCUGGCAAAUCCUCAAACUCUAUGCGUUCUUGGGGUGGAGCAGCAGAGAUCAGCAUGGUCUGGAAUCCAUUGGGCGGAGGAUUGCUGCCAACUGCCAAGGCUCCCCAUUAGCUGCUAAAUCUCUUGGGGUGCUAUUGUCCGACACUCAUGGAGACAAAGAACAGUGGGAAAGCAUACUAGGUGAAAUGCAGAUUCUUGAAGAUGACAAAAACACAAACAAUAUAUUACCAAGUUUGCAGAUAAGUUAUCAGCACUUGUCGUAUCAUCUCAAACAAUGUUUUGCCUUCUGUUCAAUACUUCCUCCUGGUGUUGAGUUUGAGAAGGAUGAGCUGGUUAGACUCUGGAUAGCUGACGGUCUUGUUAAGAGUAAUGGAAGGAAAAGGGUUGAGAUGGAAGCAGGAAGAUGUUUUGAUGAGCUCCUAUGGAGGUCAUUCUUUGAAACAUCCCACAACUUCCCUAAUCAAAAGUUUAGAGUGCCAAGUUUGAUGCUUGAGCUAGCACAACUUGUUUCUAAACAUGAAUCUCUAACUCUCAGCACUGAGAAUUCACCUGUAGUUGACCAUCCUGAGUGGAUCCGCUAUACAACCAUAUUGUGCCCGAAAGAUGAGCCUCUUGCAUUUGACAAGAUUUAUCACUAUGAAAAUUCGAGGCUCUUGAAAUUAUGCCCCACAAUGAAACUACCCUUGAAUCAGGUACCAUCGGCACUUUUCUCGAAGUUAACUUGUCUGCGUGCACUAGACCUGAGUUACACUGAGCUAGACCUCCUGCCAGAUUCUGUUGGGUUCUGUAUACACCUCAGAUACCUCAAUCUUCGGAAUACUCUGAUAAAGACUCUUCCAGAAACAGUCAGCAACCUAUUCAAUUUGCAGACACUUGACCUCAGGGACUGCUAUUGGCUCAUGGAUUUGCCUACAGGCUUGAGCCGAUUAGUUAACUUGCGGCACCUUAGUUUACAUAUUGAUUGGGAUAGAGUUACUACUUUUAGAUCAAUGCCAAGUGGCAUUGACCGUUUACAGUCACUUCAAACUCUUUCCAGAUUUGUUGUGGUCUCCAGGGAUGGAGGCAAGUGCAACAUUAAUGAGUUGAAGAAUUUGAAGAUCCGCGGAGAGCUUUGUAUUCUUAAUUUGGAAGCUGCCACUAAUGAUGGUGUCAUGGAGGGCAAUUUGCGCGGGAAGGAGUACUUGCGUGAAUUGAUGCUGAAAUGGAGUGAGGACACCUGCAAGGACGAGCAGCAGCAGGGCAUAGAGAACAGUGAGACGAUCAUUGAGGCACUCUGUCCACAUACCAGCCUUAAGCAUCUGCGCAUCGAAAAUUACCCUGGAAGACGAUUUCCUUCUUGCUUCGAGAACCUCUCGGCUCUGGAAUCCCUGGAGAUAAUUUCUUGCCCCAGGCUCACUCAAUUUUCCGUGCAGAUGAUGCAAUCUCUCAGGACUUUAAGGAUACGUCAAUGUGCUGAUCUUGCAGUUCUUCCCAGAGGCCUGUGCAACCUAGAAUCCCUUCAUUGUCUGGAAACCGAUGGCGCUCCAAAUCUGAGAAUAAGUGCAGUGGUCAUAUUGCCAAGAAACAUCUCCCAAUUGGUUGUAAGUGGAUGCGAUGCAUUAGAGAGAUGGUGCCUGGAAGAAGGCGCUGAGAGAGUGCAGCAAAUUCCUGAUGUAAGGAUUCAAUUGAGUAAUUGA
Molecule: messenger RNA, 2664 nt
Organism: Miscanthus lutarioriparius
Lineage: Eukaryota; Viridiplantae; Streptophyta; Magnoliopsida; Poales; Poaceae
Source: the annotation of a GenBank genome assembly